CAAGCAGAAAACACUUGAAAAAUAAAACUGGUAAAGGUGUCUUUGACAUUGAAGGUGAUUAAGAACAAUUUAGAACAAUAUUUUCCAUGCUUCUGGUAGCCCUACAGGAAGGCUCCGCUGUGAUGUAUAGCACUGAUUUUAGGACAAACCGUGGUGGUGUUGGAACAGAAUUGUGAAAUUGUUCUACAACAACUGCAAAGUUCAUGUUUCUUGCACAUUUAGGAUGAAAAAAGGUACAGUUGUGACUUAUCAGCUGUAAGGGAACUGUCAGGUGGUGGCUUAAACUGGUGAUUGAGGCAGCUGGUGAAGGGGUGAGGCUGACCCAGGGAAUGCAGGCAGAUUGCUUGCACCUGUGCUCCCCAGUGACCAGAAGGGCUGGACUCUAUGACUCUAUGAUUCUAUUGUAUGAGUCACAGUAGGGCCCUCCAGGGCUCAUAUGAGGGCCAGCCACUGAAGGGAGAGCAUUGCUUUGGUCUGGGCUGCUUGCUGAGGAGUGCUGUCUGGCUGAAGAGCUGCAUCACCAACUUAGGACAUCUCUCUGUGACAGUGCAGCAUACUUUGAUGGAGUAUGAAGAGGGCUCAGAAGUUCACAUCUGGCUUGAGUGAAGUCUGACAGAAGAUGCUACAGCAGUUUUGUCUCUGGAAGUACUUAGCUGUAGGGAUUGCUGUGGCUAUUAUCUUAACGAGUUCCUUGGCCCAAAAUGAUGAAGAUUGCAAGUUGGCCAGAACAGGUCCUCCAGCCACAAUAGUUCCCAUUGAUGAAGAGAGUCGGAACGGCACCAUCCUGGUUGACAAUAUGCUGAUCAAAGGGACAGCAUCAGGGCCAGACCCCACCAUUGAGCUCUCCUUAAAGGACAACGUUGAUUACUGGGUGAUCCUUGAUCCCAUCAGCCAGAGGUUGUACUUAAACAGCACUGGCCGAGUUCUGGACAGAGAUCCUCCAAUGUCCAUCCAGUCCAUUGUGGUGCAAGUGCAGUGUGUUAACAAAAAGGUUGGCACCAUUAUCAACCAUGAGGUACGGAUCGUGGUGAGAGACAGGAAUGAUAACUCACCUCAGUUCCAGCAGCAGCGAUAUUACGUGGCAGUAAACGAGUUGACUCCAGUUGGAACGACCAUCUUUACAGGAUUUUCUGGAAACAAUGGUGCUACUGACAUCGAUGAUGGUCCAAAUGGCCAGAUAGAGUAUGUCAUCCAGUACAAUCCUAAUGACAAAACUUCCAACAGGACCUUUGAUAUUCCUCUCACUUUAUCUGGAGCAGUAGUUCUGCGGGAGAGACUAAAUUAUGAGGAAAAGACUCGUUACUUUGUGAUUGUUCAAGCAAAUGACCGAGCCCAGAAUCUUCAUGAGAGAAGGACAAGUACAACCACCCUCACAGUGGAUGUGCUGGAUGGGGAUGACCUGGGUCCAAUGUUUCUUCCUUGUGUCUUGGUGAAUAAUACUCGUGACUGUAGACCUCUCACCUACCAAGCAAGCUUGCCAGAACUGACUGAUCCUGCACAUGUGAACCCUAUCAGUGUCACUCCACCCAUACAAGCCAUAGAUCAAGACCGAAACAUCCAGCCUCCUUCUGAUCGACCGGGCAUCCUCUAUUCCAUCCUAGUUGGUACUCCUGAGGAUUAUCCACAGUAUUUCCAUAUGAACCUCACAACAGCUGAACUCACUCUCCUGAAGCCAAUAAACAGGGAUUUGCACCAGAAGUUUGACUUGGUUAUUAAGGCUGAACAAGACAACGGCCAUCCUCUUCCUGCCUUUGCCAAUUUGCAUAUUGAAGUCCUUGAUGAGAACAAUCAGAAGCCUUACUUUACAAAAUCUACAUACGAGGGCUUUAUCCUUGAAUCCUCCCCAGUGGGAACAACCAUCUCAGAUAGCCGGAAUCUGACCUCUCCAUUGCAAAUCACGGUGUUGGACAACGAUGUUGAGGAGACCAAGGACCCACAGCUCCAUCUCUUCCUGAAUGAUUACAAUACCUUUUUCACUGUGACCCAGAGUGGCAUCACCCGCUACCUCACCCUGCUGCAGCCUGUUGACAGAGAAGCCCAGCAGCUCUACACCUUCUCGAUGAUAGCUUCUGAUGGCGUGCAGGAGAGUACCCCAGUGACAGUCAAUAUCGUGGUGAUUGAUGCAAAUGAUAAUUCCCCAACCUUCUCCAAUAUCUCAUACAAUGUCAAGAUUUACACAGACAUGGGGCCUGGAGAAGGCGUUAUAAAGCUCACUGCUGUAGAUGCGGACGAGGGACCCAAUGGACAGAUAGUGUAUGAAAUUUUGGCUGGGGAUCAGGGAGACUUCAUCAUCAAUGACCGAACAGGCCUUAUCACCAUUGCUCCAGGAGUUGUACUGUCAGUGGGGCGAUCCUAUGCUCUCACUGUCAAAGCAUCUGAUAGCGCUCCUCCUGCACAGAGAAGGAGUUCUAUUACUACUGUUUAUAUUGAGGUCCUACCACCCAACAACCAGAGCCCUCCCCGCUUUCCACAGCUGAUGUACAGCCUGGAAGUCAGUGAGGCCAUGAGGACUGGGGCCAUUUUGUUAAACCUGCAGGCUUUUGAUAGAGAGGGUGACCCUAUAAGAUACCUCAUUGAGAAUGGAGAUCCGCAACAAGUUUUUAAUCUCUCUCAAAGUUCUGGACUGCUAGCCUUAGGAAAGCCCUUGGACAGAGAAAGCACUGAUCGCUAUAUUCUGAUCGUUACAGCCUCGGAUGGCAGACCAGAUGGGACUUCAACUGCUACAGUUAAUAUCGUGGUGACGGAUGUAAAUGACAAUGGGCCAGUUUUUGAUAUGUUUCUACCAAAAAACUUGUCUGUACAGGAAGAAGAAGCCAAUGCUUUUGUUGGUCAAGUAAGGGCUACAGACCCGGAUGCAGGUGUUAAUGGUCAAGUUCAUUACAGCCUGGCAAACUUCAAGAAUCUUUUUCGAAUCACUUCAAAUGGCAGCAUAUAUACAGCAGUUAAGCUGAACAGAGAAGUACGAGACUAUUAUGAACUUAUUGUUGAAGCAACAGAUGGAGCUGUGGACCCUCGCCGUUCAACACUAACUUUAGCAAUCAAGGUGCUGGAUAUUGAUGACAACAGCCCUGUUUUUACAAAUGCUUCCUACGCUGUCUCAGUGCCUGAAAAUCUACCGCCUGGCACUGUCUUCCUGCAGAUAGAGGCCAAAGAUGUUGAUCUUGGCUCUAAUGUCACCUAUCGGAUCCGGACACAGGAAGCACUAGAGUAUUUUGCACUGAACAAGUAUACGGGCGAGUUAUCACUUCGGAAGUCCUUGGAUUAUGAGUCAUUCUCUGACACAGAUGCAACUUUCACCUUCCUUGUGGAAGCCUUCGACAGCAAGGGCACUAUGCCUCCAGGUCUUGCUACAGUCACAGUCACCGUGCAGGAUAUGAAUGAUUACUCGCCAGUGUUCAGCAAGACGCUCUACAGAGGAAUGGUUGCUCCUGAUGCUGUCAAGGGCACUGUUAUCACUACUGUUUCGGCUGAGGAUCAAGAUCCUCCGGGCACACCAGCAAGCCGAGUCCGGUACAAAGUAGACGUUGUCCAGUUUCCUUACAGUGCCAGCAUUUUUGAUGUGGAGGAAAGCUCAGGACGUGUAGUAACUCGGGUAAACCUAAAUGAAGAGCCAAGUACAGUGUUCAAGCUCGUGGUCAUUGCAUAUGAUGAUGGAGAUCCCGUGAAGUUCAACACCACUACUGUGGAAAUUGCUGUACUUCAACCUUCAGUAAUCCCACGGUUCACACAGGAGGAAUACAGACCCCCUCCAGUGAGUGAAAGUGCACCAAAAGGAACUGUGGUCACUGUGGUGAUGGCAGCUGCCUUGAACCAAACUAUUGUAUAUUCAAUUGUGUCAGGAAAUGAAGAGGAUAUGUUUGCUAUUAAUAACAGAACAGGUGUGAUCUCCGUUAAAAAGCCUCUGGAUUAUGAAAGAGUGACAAGUUACGAACUUCGAGUUCAGGCAGACUCAUUACAAGUGGUCCGAUCCAACCUGCGUGUCCCAUCCAAAAGUAAUACAGCCAAAGUGUUUAUUGAAGUGAAGGAUGAAAACGAUCACGCGCCCGUUUUUACCAAAAAAAUGUACAUUGGAGGAGUGUCUGAAGAUGCUAAGAUGUUUUCUUCUGUGCUUAAAGUUAAGGCUGACGAUAAAGACACUGGGAAUUACAGUGCCAUGCAAUACAGGCUCAUCAUUCCUCCAAUCAAGGAUGGUAAAGAAGGUUUUGUGAUUGAAGCUUACACGGGGCUAAUAAAAACUGCUAUGCUGUUCAAAAAUAUGAGAAGAUCCUAUUUCAAGUUUCAGGUCAUUGCGACUGACGAUUACGGAAAAGGACUGAGCAGCAAAGCAGACAUACUUGUCUCUGUGGUCAAUCAGUUGGAUAUGCAAGUCAUCGUCUCUAAUGUUCCUCCCACCCUUGUGGAACAAAACAAAGAUCAACUCAUAGGGAUUCUGGAACGCUAUGUCCAAGAUCAGAUUCCUGGUGCAACCGUUGUGGUGGAAUCCAUUGGCGCGCGGAGGUUUGGGGAUGGAUACUCCGAAGAGGAUUAUACCAAGUCUGACCUCAUGGUCUACGCAAUUGACCCACAAACAAACAGAGCUAUAAUGAGGAAUGAACUUUUUAAGUUCCUUGAUGGCAAACUGCUGGAUAUCAAUAAAGAAUUUCAGCCGUACCUGGGGCAGGGGGGACGCAUCCUGGAGAUCCGCACCCCGGACGUGGUAGCAAAUGUCAAGAAGCAGGCGCAAGCUGUAGGCUACACAGAAGGUGCAUUGCUGGCUCUGGCCGUCAUUAUCAUCCUGUGCUGCAUGCCAGCUAUUUUAAUAGUCAUGGUCAGCUACAGACAGCGACAGGCUGAGUGUGCUAAGACUGCAAGAAUCCAGAUGGCCCUACCAGCAGGCAAACCAACAAGCACUGCUGCCAAUAACCUCUAUGAAGAGCUUGGUGACAGCACCAUGCGAGGAUAUGCACAGCAAGAGCAACAGCAGUUGCUGAGACCUUCCCUUCUCAGGCCAGAGGAGUUAAGUAUGGAGUCUGGAAUUGACCCAGGGCAGGAAUACUACGGGCAAGAUUACUACAGUUAUGAGCAUGGGUAUGAACUGCCUCAGUACGGGAGCCGCCGCCGCCUGUUGUCUCCUUCAGGGAUGUAUGAUGAGUAUGGGGAAGUCAUGGUGGAGAACGAUGGCGGCUACUACUACAGCCCACAUGGAUCAACAGCAGAAGAGGGAAUGAGUCAAAUCAGAGGUCCUUCAAGCAGAGGUAUAAGCCAGAGAGCAGGGGCUCAAAUAGAAGGUAGACCUUUAGAUGGUGGGAUGGAUCUAAGGCAUGGCUCUGGAAGAGCAUAUAGAACCAGCCAGGGAAGGAGAAAACUAAAAGCAGUGAUGCAUUUAAGUCGUGUAGCAGUCAGUGCUCACAAACCAGUAGGAAGAAGCGAGUCUGCUCGUGCUCCAUGGAAGAAAGCAAAGAUAUUCCCGAUGAUUCUGCAGAAAGUGAAAGGCAGUAGGAAAGAUUCCAGUUAUGCCAAGUUGAUGUCAGCUCGCCAGGCGGAUGGGGAGAAAAGCAUGAUUAUCAGGGGAAGCUACUUCCAGAAAGCUACAGAUGACAGACCUUCAAUGAGAAAGCUAAAUCAUGUGUUAAAACGCAUUAGUGUCUCCAGAAAAUUUCAAGAACCCACUAGCAAAGAUGCAGUUCAUCCAGGAGGAAAAGUAGAGGAAGAAAGAGAUGAAGCAAAGUCAGGAGUCUCAAUAAGUAUCACAGCAGAGAGUGAACAUGAGGAAAGUGAUUAUGAAAAGAAGAAGAAGAGGAGAAGAAAAUACAGUUCAGAUGAGUCGUCUGCGAAGAGUAGUAGCUCUGGGUCAGAGUCAGAAGAUAAGGACUAUUUGACAGUAACUCUGGACCAAGAUGAAGCCACUGAAAGUACUGUGGACUCUGAUGAGGAAUCUGGCCAUGAUAUCGGGGAUUCCGAUGAAGGCUCUGGAUCCAGCUCCAGCAGUGAAUCGGAGGAGGACUCUUCUGAAGAGGACGGUGAUGAGGAAGAGUCUGACAGCGAUGAAGACAGCCUUUCACAGAGCUCAUCUACACAGAGUUCAUUCAGCAAAUCAGGAACCAGUGACUCCAGCAGUAGAAGAAGUACUGGAAGGUCAAGUACGAAAAGCAGGGGAAGUAGCUCUCGUGGCAGAGCAAGGCGAUCCAGCCAGAAAUCAAUCAGCUCGAACACAUCAGGUACAAGCUACAGGAAGACAUCAGGAUCCAGCUACAAGAGCAAAACCUCCUCUGCCAGCCUUGAAAUAGAAGACACGAUAGAAGAGGUUUCAGAAGAAGAGGAGCAAGCAGAUACGGAGCAAGUCGGUGCGAGCCCUGAUAAGACAACAGAGAACACGAAGAAUAAGACAGUUUCUAAAACAUCUGCAAAUGCAAAAAGUGCUAAAAAUGCUGCUAAGGGAGAAGACAAGAGAAGAAAAUCAGGUGUUAACAGUGGGGAUAAUGAGGAUGAAAGUGCAGAAGAGGCUGACGCAGAUGCUAGUGACAAGGAGGAAGCUGUCAGUAAGAAUGGAAGUGAAAUCAGUGUUAAUUCCAAAGGUACUGGGGGGAAAAAAAGCACAGCUAGCGCCACUUCUGGCAAGACUACUACUUCCCCUGAUACUGAGACUCAGAGUUCUGACAUCAACUGGGCCAGAAAGAAAAGGAUCAAGUUGAUAGUUGACCCGGAGUAUGAGACCAGCUCUACUGGAGAAGACAGCGCUCCUGAUUCCAGCCAGAGGAAUCGUCUUAAUAACCCCAAUAUUCAAAACAACGUCAAUGGUAACAUCUACAUUGCACAGAAUGGCUCUGUUGUCAGAACCCGUCGUGUUUGCCUUGCUAAUAAUUUAAAAGUGACAUCUCCAGUGAGGCUGGGGAAACAGUUCAAGAAACUGGACAAGCUUGCAGUGACGCACGAGGAGAACGUCCCACUGAACACAUUGUCAAAGGGACCGUCUUCUAGUGAUAAAGUGAACACAAGACCUUGUAGUGUCUCAUUUGCUUCCUCUAUAGGGGCUGAAAACAUAGUGACGAAGCCAGGGGGCUCCAAAAUGAAAAGCACAGAAGAGCAAGAAUCUGUUGUUGAUAACGAGGACGUAAAAGAGCCCUUGGAGUCUCACAGUGAACACACGCAGUCAGAUGAGGAGGAACUCUGGAUGGGCCCUUGGAAUAACCUUCACAUACCAAUGACAAAACUGUGAUUUUCUUUUUUUUUUUAAUUUUAAUUUUUACUUCAGUUUAUAAUAAACUGCACUUUUUAUUGUCACUGAAGAAAAUGUAUGAAAUUUGUAUCGUGCACAUAUGUUGUAUACUACAAAUGACAUGCUUUAAAGUUUAAAAACAAAAUUUGCACUCACAUUUGUACCAAUUAAUUGUCCUCCCCAACAACUAUUUUGACAGGCUCACAUUUCACUAAACAGUACUUCAUUUAAGUUAAUUAGUUUUUUUAUCUUGAUUUAUUGUUUAAUAAAUGGUAAACUACUAAUAUAUGCACAGCAACAUUUGGUUAACUUUUCAGACAGUUCUAUACAUGCCUAGCUUGUUUUUCCUGUAUUGGUACUUGUGGCUAUACUGUUUAGAUUUGGAAAGUGUCUAUUUAUGUUCAAGAUUUAUAUCCAGAGCUCUUGAUUCUGAGCUCAGAGGAAUAAAUUAAAAAUAAAUCCAUGAAAGUCAAUGGAGCAAAUCCUCGGCUGGUUAAAUGUGAGUAACAGUACCAAAGUCAAUAGCGAUACAGCCAGUUUAUGCAAGCAGAGAAUCUCACUCGACACUGAAGUAGCAAACUUCCAUAACAGUGGAAUUAGCAUUUGUAAGAGUACAGCGUAUUUAAGCAGAACUGUGAAACAGUUGAUUAAGUACAGUAAAAACUGUAAAGGAGAAGGAAAUGUGUAGCAAUUAAUCUUAUUCAGAGCUACCUGUCUGUGAUUUACUCAUUUUCUUUUGUGAAUUAGCUCAUUCCAAUUUUCUUCUCUAGUCAAUUUUUCAUCUUUUCAUCUCUUCGCACAUCAGUUAUGUUUUCUUCUUUUUACAGUCUUUUAGCUCCAGUUUUUAUGAUCCAUCAAUAAUUGUCAUCCUAUGGCUAUAUUCCUCUGAAAUAAACCAGGAUGAUACAGGACUCUAUGAGACAGAAAGAGGUGUAAAAAGUAAUUAAUAGGGAGGGGAUAGAUAGAUUUUCAAGCCCAGAUAGCUGCUGGGUUAAAUGGUACAAACUCCAUUCCACUCAAACAUAAACCUGCUGUAAGAUAAAUGGAUCGUGGUGAAGGGGAUAAAAAGCGAACGUUUUCCAAGGCUAAUAUGUCUAAAUGCAGCUGUGAAGGGCAAAGACUGACAGAAGACACAGAAUUGUUUCAGAAUCUUUGAAGUAUGCAUUAGUUGUGAAAUGCACUAUAUAAAAUACUGGCAGCUGCUUUUAAUUUCUGCUUGUAACUUGAAGCAGUGAAUGUGUCAUUUUAUAUCGUCAGCAGGGUGCUGAGAGAUACUGUUGUUCCUAACUACCAGUUAAUAGCUAAAAAGCAUUAGCUAUACAGAUCAAACUGUUCUUCUCCAAUGAGAUGUUAGGGAAAAAAAAACAAAAACAAGUGUAUAUUCACAUGAGAAAAGUGUCCUGUUACGUUACACCAACUUCUUCUUCAGGAUGAGAUCAGACUAGCUGUGAGAACAAUACCAAUACCUCUUGAAAGAUUGGAAGAGUCAACUGAUAAAUGCGUGCAAUUAAUGAGGAAAAGACUGGCAUCAUCCUUCUUUUCCUGCCCAUAUGGUUAAGUUUUACCUCGAGAUCUGGAUGACGAUCGUUGCUGGUUCUGCUCUGGUAGUAAACGGACUUGUGUUACUGUGAUUUUGUUUUGUUUUCCCCUUGCACAGGUUCUCCUACAGGAAACUUCUUUUAGUGUUUGUCUUUAGAAGCUGUUCGCAUGUUAUGCUAAUGUAAAUGUGACAUUUCUGUCAAAUACCUCCUUUUCAACUUGAGGUUUCUGACCAAAUAUUUUGAGUGACAGUACUUGUUUUUAGGCAUGAGAAACGCAACACAGCCUACCAUGCGAGAAACAAAAAGACCGGGUAUUUCUUUCUCCUAAAUCUUUUACCUUGGCAUAUUUGGACUUGGAACCUAACAAAAAAAAAAAUAUAUCUGUUUGGAGUUUAGCUGGAGUCUGAACAUACAGACAAGAAUGAUGGAAGAAAAAGAAUCUAUUCUUUGAAAUAACUAGUAAAAUGUUCUAUUUUAAUCCUGUUUAAGAUAUUGUAUUUAUUUCACUACGCCAUUUCUACUGCAAGGUCUGUCAGUUGGCUUUUACUGAUUACACUGACACGGUCAUGAGGUUUUUAGAGAAAUGUCAUCUCCUGGCUCCUCUCAGUUUCCUGCCCUCCUGUUUUUUUACUGGAGACUCACAGCUCUACCAGCUUUAGUGCUGUGAAGGAUUGGCAUGCCAAAUUCUGAUGGUAAGCAGUACAGUGCACACUUACCAAGCACAAAACCUGUUGAUAGCUCCUCUUCUGUGUUGUUCAAGUGCUUGUGCCUUUUCCUACAAUGCAAAGAGCAUAGGAAAUUUUACUGUUUUCAGUAAUGGACAUGGUUUUAAAACCUGACUUAAUUUUAGCUGUACUUGUAAUGACUCUCUAUGACUUGAAUACUGGUAGGAAAGAGAAGGCUUCUAGAAAUCUUUCACAAGCAUAGAAAAAUUAGGAGUGUAGUUCUUUUUUCCAGAUUUUUCUUUUAUGGGCAUACAGUACUGUAAAAUACUACAGAUCCUAGACUGUAAGCAGUGGGUGCCAGAACUGGGAGCAAUAACAAUACAGGUGGAUAGUGUGAAAAAGAUCAUCGGUACUUUCCUACGGGAAGUUUUGUAUUAGUGUAGCUUUGUUGGAUGCAAUGAAUAGAACAGAAUAUCUCAGUCUCGUGGUACAAUUUACAGCUUUUUAACCAGCAAAUUUGCAGAGUUGGUGGUGCAAGGCACAAGCAUUUUCCCCUGGGUGGCAGAGCUGCUCAAUGGCUGACUGAUCAAGGUGAUACUCAUUGCUCUUGACACUGAUUUAAUUUGCAUGAUCCUCCAAGCAGGCACUAACAGUUUUGUGGCUUCCUAUGGCUUGUGCUAUGUGUUGAAUAUUUAAAAAGGGUUCAGAUGACCAACUUGGCAGCUGUAGAAGGGUAGUGCAGUACCCAAUGUGAGGCAGACCAAGGUCUGUCCAGAGAAAAAUAGAAACUUCAUAUAUUUUUCUCCUGGUGGAAGGUGAGUAAAACACAAAGAGAUGGAAAAUUGGUUGGUUGGUUGGUUGGUUGGUUGUUUUAAAACAUUGUGAGAACACCAGUAACUUACACAAAUCUCAGCUUUGACAGAGAAAAAGCAUGGUGGGAUCCAGGUAUUUUGAGGCAGGCACUACUAUGAAGGGCAUUCCACAAAGUGUCACACACUCAUCGUAACAGGUUGGUAUCUAAAGGCAUCUCUACCAGUUGAAAGCUGCAGUGGUUCUAGUUUCUUGCAGUAGUUAUCUACUGCCUGGUUUUGUGUGAUCUCUGGAAAGUUUGCCUCUGAAUGUCAGUUUUAACUCAAACUGUUACAAAUAAGUAUAUUUUGCAGAACUUGGAUGGUGAUGAAUGCUUUUUACCUUUAAGACUUAGUUACAGUUGUGCUGCAAAUGGGAAUAGAAAGCUGAAUGCUUUCUCAUCAAACCCUACUUUAUGCCUAUGCACACAUACAUAGAGCUGGCUAGAAAUAAAAAUGGCAGCAGCUCCCUCCUGCACACACCUCUAUGCUGACCCUUCAAAUGGUGACUUUUAAUUUAGCACUGACUGCCUCAUUGUUUACAGUCUGAGAACUGCUUGCAUUUGUUACAAAAUAUUGAUAAUACCACAAGGUUUGAUAAACUCCAGAAAACAAGAUGGCAGUUCAUCAAAUGAAUUUUGAAGGCAGCUUCUUCUUGAAAGCCCAUUAAAUGAGCGCUGAGGAAUACUAUUUUUUUUUUUCUUUAUUAUUGGAAGAAGAAUGUUUCAUUAAUGUCACUGUUUGGAUGCAGAGCACUAAACCUAGGUGAUGAAAUGAUAAAGCUGUCACACAGACCUGAAUCAAUAGCCUAGCAGUCACAUGAGUAGAAUCGGGUAAUUCACUUCCAACCAAAGCUGUCAAGGUGGUAUCAGCCCUGACAGCCGAAAGUUUAUCUUUCUGGCACUUCAUUGGUCUUUACUGACGCAGGAUGAAGCAGCAAUGUUCCUUUCCUGAGCCACCUGAUACCUUGCAGCAUUCCAAAGGGUGUCUGCUCCUCCCUGCAUGGUUGCUGUAGAAACAUAUAGGUGGCCGUGGCAUUCAGAAGUUGCUGCCUUUUGCCUGUCAUUAAGGAGCCAGCACGUGUUGAGCAGGCAUGGGGAGCCAGUGCUGGAGUACAUCAGAAGUGGAUGCAGGAUCCUCGUCUCGUUUGUGUAGAGGACUACAGGAGUUUAAUUUAUAUGACAAUAACCUGGCAAAGAGCAGGAGUUUCCAAAGAGUACUUGGGGAAUCCAGUGAGGCACUAUAGACAGAAACAAGACCCUUGGCAUUAGUCAACUUCGUACAGUUGUGCAGGUUUUAAAUCAGUCCUUGAUUUUGAGGAGGUCCCAGUUCUUCAUGUGGAAGAAAAAUUACAGCUCUGGACAGGGUGACCCUGCAUGGAGUAGAUAAUAGCUGGCAAGUGAUGUGGGCUGUUCUCAAAAAUGUGUUUGAGGAAGGGACAGUGUCUGCAAAACAGCUCUUUUGCUGCUUUUGAAAGAGUAAGGACAAGAUGCUUGGUUAAAAAUGACUUCAUUCUCAAGCUCUCCUGAAAUGCCCAAAGAAUGUAGGGGAAUAAUCUUUUUAGGAAGUCUCAAUUCCCAGAGACUGUCGAUGGGGUACUUUGCAAAGAUGGAUGGAAGGGCAAACAAGGGCUUUUCUCAUUGUAGCAGUUAUCAGGAACUUUGCAAGAGUCUCUUCCCGAGGAAAAUGUUCCUGGCGGCCCUGUAAAUGCCACAGAAGUCCUCACAAAUUUUGGAGGAGAUGUUGGGAGAGUUUAAGGAGGCUAUGAAGCCUUUAUAUGGUUAAUACCACCAAGCUGUGUUGUAUAUCAGCAUUGUUCCACUUGAGACUUAAUGGUUCAUCGAUGAAAUAGAUGGUUGGUUCCAUGCAGCAGUUAGAUGUGCAGUACAUGGGUGCAUCAUCUCUCUGGCUGCUCAAAGAUUCUCAUUCCUUCUCUUUUGAAGCAUAUAGCGCCUCCUAUUAACUGAUGAUCACUUAAAUAUAUGUGCUAGCCAGUUUCCAAUUCAGAGGGCAGUGAAGUUUGGCACCCUGCAGCCAGGUGGCUCAUAGAAGUGCUCUACACAGCGCAUCAAACAGCCACCAGUCGUGUAGGUUGAAGCUGAUGGUAUUUCAUUUGGGCAAGGACUAUGCCUGACAUCUCAUAUGUAAUUCGUUUGGUAAUACGUUACAGUUUGGCAGAUUUAUGUGCUUCUGCGGAGCCAAUGGCAAGGUCUGCACUAUGUGGUAAAACCAGUGGCUCCUAGCUGUGCCCUACUGCAGCUUAGCUUUGAUCCAUUGUGCAGUAUUGCACUGUUUUUUGGGGGGAGAGAAAAAAAAGUGACAAAACCAUGGUGUUUACCAUUCCUCUGGCAAACACUGCUACUCACCAAGGCAGCAGAGUUUAGGGAAACUACUUUGUCACAAUUACUUUUAGCAUCUGAAGGGAAUUUCUUAUUUCUUCGACAUGAGUGACCAAAGGAAAUUAUAUUAAGGUCAUUACUUAAUCUGAUUAAUUUUUCACAGGUAGGCAGAUUAUUAUUUUUUAAUGUAUUACAUUUUAGAAAUGACAUUCAGUGUUUCUCUGACAGCAUUCACAAAUGGCUUUUUUAUUCUAACUUGUUAUCUCAGAAAUACUGGUAAGAAGCUGUGAAAAUGGAAAAGGAAAACAUGAAUUCUAAAAAUUUAGAAGAUGAAGCAGGGCCUGCUGUGCUUUGCUGCUACAAAAAGCUAUCGUAGAAUGCGAAAAGGGGUUUAACAAAAUGGUAAAUGCUGAUUAAUUACUGCAGUUCAAAUCAGAAACACAAGGUGUAAGAAUGCAAUGAACUACCGAAGAUAAUACCACUGUCAAACCAAGUAAGAAUAGUAAAUAUUUAUGUCUCUCCCAUCAACUUAAUUUACUGAUACAUGCUCUUCCUUUGCAGACUGAAAAUGCUGCGUAGCUAGCACUAUCAACAUGCAUAAAUAGAUUAAGUGUAAGGAUGUGAAUUCUGAGUAGGUAUCAGUGGCCUCUAGGAACAGUGAAAGACUGUCACAAUGUAAUCAAACACUGAUAGGGUUAAGUAAGUCCAGUAAGCUAGAAGCACAGUAAGGAACAUAAGCAAUGCUCCUAGAUCUGACAUUCAGAAGCUCUGCAUGACUCAGCCACUGGCUCCUGCAUUUCCUUAAAAUCAUUAAGCAAAGACGGGAGGGACAGAGAAAUACCCAGUCUAGCAUGGGGGCCCACAGCCACACUGGGAAGUGUGCAGCCCCAGCUAAUUAUCCUGUUUAAAUGACAAAUUACAGUUGCUUCUAUUCUGGACUCGCAACACAGCUCUGCCCUUGUUUGCUUAGUGGGGAUUUGCUCUCACUCUGUGCACAUAUGAAUACGUGGCUGAACACACGUGCACCUACCCGUCCAUCCAACCUGCCUUCUCCAUCUACAAAUGUAUAGAUGAGACAUAGGCUAUUGCAUGCACUUCCUGUCAAAACAAGCUACUGACCAAAGAAAGUAGUGUAAAUAAAAGAAAGAAAAUCUGUUUAUAAAUUGUAAUUUAUCUUCAAGGGGGAAAGGGGAGGGAGAUACAGAGGAAUGAUGAAAUGCACAGCACUAUGCAGUACCAUGACUGCCAGACCCUGGCAGGUCACAGAGCAUAGUGCUGUGUGCACUAUAGGAUGGCUUUGCAGCAGCAAUAGCUUUGUGGCAGUAGUGGUCAUAAAGGCAAAUGUAAAAGUCACAGUGAUUUCAGCAGCUGCUCUGUGAUUAUGACGCCACUUUCCAGUCUUCCUAAUAAUCUCUGUGCCCUCAAGCUUAUGGAGAUACAGUCAAUAAAGGAAAAAAAAGUAUGAAAGGAAAACACGACAAAACUUCUGAGAUUUAAAAGCAAAGUAACAGGCUAUAAGAACAGUGAAACUCCCCAUCUGCUCCAACUGCAGCAUGCAUCACAUGGAUUUUUUGUGCUUUCCUCCCAGCACCUAUUCACAUGGUGUGUUGAAUGGAAAAUCAGAUUAGGGUAAUAUUUGUUUUUUAGGAAUUUCGUGGGGGUUGCACAGAGGAAUUAAUCCUAUGCUGUGAUAUACAUCCACCAGAGUGCUCUAUCCUUCCUAGGAAAUGCUAUUAUUAUUUGGGGACAAUAAAAUCUAAUUAAUUGUGUAAGACAGCAGCUGUAAUUGCAGUCCUCCUAAGGUACAUUUACUUUUCUAACACGUAAGUACGCAACCCUAGUGUUGAGAGUGUCCCUCUCAACUUUUCUUGGAAAAGCUAUAUUUAUAUUUAAAAGGACUGGUCAGGCAGCUAGUUUUUGGGGGCUCUUCUAGUCGAACAUAGUCCUAUGCUGUUGCACAGAGGAAAAUCUGUUCCUUAAACUGAAGGGCAAAAACUGAGGCAACAAAAGGUAUGGAGAUCAAAAAUCUUAUGAUUCUACUAGUAAUUUCAAGUGAGAUAAGGAAUAUAAUGAAUAAGAGAAAUGUGUAUACUAUAAAGUAGUUGGAUUAUUUUUUUUUCCUUUUUAAGCACAACAUAGACAAAAGUUCAGAGCAAGCUGUUCUGCAGAUAGCCCUACUCUUACAAAGAUUAUUAAAUUAUAAUCUUUAACAUUACUGGAUUUAGCCCAUUAAUUUACUGAUUUCAAAACCAGAGUUAAUGGAAUCCUUCUGCUUCCUACACUAUUUAUUAAGAAAUGCUGCAGACUUGAUUAGUUUUUUCCCAAAGGAAUAAAAUAACUUGUUUUGCAGUUUUGCUUAAUAGCACUUCUAGAACCUUUCUAGCUGAAUCCAGAGAAAGAAGCAUUAGAUUUGAAAUCCAAAUAUAAUACCUUGACUUCCGCAAACCUCUUUCCCUCUUCAUGGUGGGACCUCUUGGAGGAUUUUCCCAGCCUUGCUGAUUCUCCGAUUCCUAUUUCUAAGCACCAGAAUCCCACUAUCUCCUUCCCAUGGUUCAGUAGACAUUUGGCAACUGGGUCUAACAACUGUCAUGCACAAAUGAAACGUUUUGGAAUUGGGAUGGAUUUUUACUGAUGUUAUCAGUGACAGGGCAGGCACACCUAAUGCCUGUGCAGAACCAAUGGUGCCACGAUGAAGGGCUGCAGUGUGUUCUGGGGUCAGAAAACAGCAGGUUUUGGUGGACGGCUGCCAAGGGCAGUCACCAGCUCUGCAGGCAGGACCCCGUGGAGGAUGUCCCUCUUCAGCAGGAGCAGGAUGAAGAAGACAAGCUGCAGCAGGCCUAAGAAUAGCAGAAACCUCCUGCACAACAGAAGAAGGUUCACUCAGACCCGGGGGCACAUUUGUCUCAGCACUUUCCAACCAGCCACAGCAAACAACCCACGGAUCUUUGCCAUACAGGGAGCGACCCAAUCUGUCAUGCUUCUCUACAAGGCUGUCAGAAUCCCCACCCAACCUGCUCUCCCCACCCGGACACUAAGAAAUACUGAAGCACUUUUAUAGCAGAUAGUGGUUUACAAAUAAACAGACAAGGGGAAAUUGUGGGAAUACAAGAAAAACUGUUCAGGGCAGAAGCUGCAGAGCAGGAUAAACAGAAUGAGAAUGAAGGACACCUCUAGAAUGCUCUGCUGACAUGUAAAGGUGGAUGGGAAAGUUGUAGGAGCAGAUGGGAAACUUAGAAAACUUGUGAAGGUAUGUAAGUGAUGUGAAAACUUAUAAUAAACGAUUUGGAUCGUUCACAUCUGAGUCUGUGCAUCAGACGCUGCACCACCCCACCUGCUCUCCCACCCAGGACACUAAGAAAUACUGAAGCUUUUCACUCCCCAAAAAGUCAAAAGCUGCCUGAUUGUCUCUGGACCCCAGAGCAACUCAUCACAGCCAAGUCAUGAGUGGACAUCUCUGUGCUGCCAUCUGCUCAUCCUAGAGGACAAGGCAAAGCAGGGACAUGUGUUGGAGUGUCAGAAGGUUUGGGCACUCAGAACCUCUCCUUCGUCCCCAAACACAGAAGUGGGUCCAUAUUCUCUGCCGUGGCCCUGAGGUGACCCUUCCCUCCCCAAGGCCACAGCAGGGCUUUCUGUCACAGCCACUGUCUCGUGCAUCAGGGAACUGAUGUGCUCUUCCCUGCGUGUCACCUUCCUGCUGUUACAAACCGUUUGGUGUGUGAGAAAAGGCCUCGGCCGGCACCGGGACCUCUUCCCCCCCAGUGUGGCCACAGGGAUCCGAGGCAGCUGCCCGGCCUCUGCUGGAGCGGGACGGGCACCUCUUGGUGCCAGCCCUGUACAGGUCUGGCCUUCCCGAGCUCCAGCUGGCGGCACAGAUGCCUGGGGGCUGCUGGCAUCCCAGCUUCCCUCUUCCUCAGGUCUGGACUGUGCUGGGGAAUCACUUAUGGGGCAGUGCACCUUUUGGUGUUCUCUCUUGCCUUUUGGAGUUUCUUCAUCUCUACCUCCACCUCCUCCCUCAGUACCUGGAGAAGGAAAGGGUCAAGAGCCUGCCCUGUGCCUGCUCGCAGGGGGCUUCCCCCAUAAACGCGCUGCUCCCCAUUCUCUCCCUCCCACCCUCUGUACCUUGCGGAUUUUUGCCUUCUCUCUUAAUGGCGUCUGCCAGCUCUGCAGACCUCUUCUUACACUGUAGGGCAGUUGGGACGACUUACAUGGAUGCAGGGUGGGUAAGGGCAUUCUCAGCCCGUCCCCAGGGCACGGCAAGGCCAGGCCAGUGAGCCCUGCGGCACCCGGCACCCCAGCUCCAUGGUUCAGCAACUCUGCCCUGCGGGAUUUCUUCAGGCAGCUCACACACCUCCAUCAGCUCCUGCAGCAGCGUGGCUGACUGAGCAUUGUCUUCCAGAAGCGAUUCUGUGAGAAUCCUUCUUUGUUUUUUUGCUCAAAGCUUGCUUCCUGAUGUAUUUCUUGUGAUAAGACUAUGACUGAUUUAUUGAGGAGUCAAGUGAUGGGUGCUACCGUGUGACAAUCAACAUCACUUUGUGGACAAUUGUAAGCA
Molecule: messenger RNA, 17137 nt
Organism: Phasianus colchicus (ring-necked pheasant)
Lineage: Eukaryota; Metazoa; Chordata; Aves; Galliformes; Phasianidae
Source: RefSeq, a predicted model, not a curated record